Messenger RNA from Pan troglodytes (chimpanzee), 2528 nucleotides. It is a transcript of the gene CLEC4F, whose product is annotated as C-type lectin domain family 4 member F. The transcript is spliced from 6 exons. The coding region runs from base 105 to 2243 and encodes 712 amino acids. The record is from RefSeq and is a predicted model, not a curated record. Lineage: Eukaryota; Metazoa; Chordata; Mammalia; Primates; Hominidae.
UAAGUGUGGGUGUCUCAGCUUUGCUUCCACUGCCAUUGGUCCACAGGACGGCCCUUCCAGGAGUCAGUGGCUGGGAGCAGUGCUGGAGGAUUAAGGAAGCAGAGAUGGACAGUGAGGCAGUCCGCUUCUGCACAGAUAACCAGUGUGUCUCCCUGCACCCCCAAGAGGUGGACUCUGUGGCAAUGGCUCCUGCAGCCCCCAAGAUACCGAGGCUCGUUCAGGCUACCCCGGCAUUUAUGGCUGUGACCUUGGUCUUCUCUCUUGUGACUCUCUUUGUAGUGGGUAAGCCCCCAGGUGACCCAAAUCUCACUAACUUUCUCUCCUUUCAGCACAAAGUCCCCAGGGGCCCCAGAUGCACACUCUCUAGGCCUCUCUGCUCCCAGAAAGAUCAUUCCACCUCCAGCUCCAGGCCCAAGCCACAGCUUCCCUGGGAACAGAUAGAGGCCACUGUCCAAGGGGGAGCCUCCCAAGAACUGAGGUUCAUGAGGGAAACCCUGGGAGGGUCUUUGCUGCUAUCUCCCCGCUUCUGGAACUCUACCUCUGUGUGGGACAGCGUAUCCUCCCAGGCUCAGGGCUGGGGAUUUGCUGACCUGGAAAAAUGGAAUGUCUCAGUUCAACAGCACACAAGACCUGUUCCGAAGCCUGUGCAAGCUGUAAUUCUGGGAGACAACAUUACUGGGCAUUUACCUUUUGAACCCAACAAUCAUCACCACUUUGGCAGGGAGGCAGAAAUGCGAGAGCUUAUCCAGACAUUUAAAGGCCACAUGGAGAAUUCCAGUGCCUGGGUAGUAGAAAUCCAGAUGUUGAAGUGCAGAGUGGACAAUGUCAAUUCGCAGCUCCAGGUGCUCGGUGAUCUUCUGGGAAACACCAGUGCUGGAAUCCAGAUGGUAAAAGGAGUUCUAAAGGAUGCCACUACAUUGAGUUUGCAGACACAGAUGUUAAGGAGUUCCCUGGAGGGAAUCAAUGCUGAGAUCCAGAGGCUCAAGGGAGACCUUGAAAAGGCAGAUGCUUUAACUUUCCAGACACUGAAUUUCUUAAAAAGCAGUUUAGAAAACACCAGCAUUGAGCUCCACCUGCUAAGCAGAGGCUUAGAAAAUGCAAACUCUGAAAUUCAGAUGUUGAAUGCCAGUUUGGAAAUGGCAAAUACCCAGGCUCAAUUAGCCAAUAGCAGUUUAAAGAAUGCUAAUGCCGAGAUCCAUGUUUUGAGAGGCCAUCUAGAUAGUGUCAAUGACUUGAGGACCCAGAACCAGGUUUUAAGAAAUAGUUUGGAAGGAGCCAAUGCUGAGAUCCAGGGACUAAAGGAAAAUCUGCAGAACACAAAUGCUUUAAACUCCCAGACCCAGGCCUUUAUAAAAAGCAGUUUUGACAACACUAGUGCUGAGAUCCAGUUCUUAAGAGGUCAUCUGGAAAGGGCUGGUGAUGAAAUUCACGUGUUAAAAAGGGAUUUGGAAAUGGUCACAGCCCAGACCCAAAAAGCAAAUGGCCGUCUGGACCAGACAGAUACUCAGAUUCAGGUAUUCAAGGCAGAGAUGGAAAAUGCGAAUACCUUAAAUGCCCAGAUUCAGGUCUUAAAUGGUCAUAUGAAAAAUGCCAGCAGAGAGAUACAGACCCUAAAACAAGGAAUGAAGAAUGCUUCAGCCUUAACUUCCCAGACCCAGAUGUUAGACAGCAAUCUGCAGAAGGCCAGUGCCGAGAUCCGGAGGUUAAGAGGGGAUCUAGAGAACACCAAAGCUCUAACCAUGGAAAUCCAGCAGGAGCAGAGUCGCCUGAAGACCCUCCAUGAGGUCGUUACUUCACAGGAACAGCUACAAAGAACCCAAAGUCAGCUUCUCCAGAUGGUCCUGCAAGGCUGGAAGUUCAAUGGUGGAAGCUUAUAUUAUUUUUCUAGUGUCAAGAAGUCUUGGCAUGAGGCUGAGCAGUUCUGCGUGUCCCAGGGAGCCCAUCUGGCAUCUGUGGCCUCCAAGGAGGAGCAGGCAUUUCUGGUAGAGUUCACAAGUAAAGUGUACUACUGGAUCGGUCUCACUGACAGGGGCACAGAGGGCUCCUGGCGCUGGACAGAUGGGACACCAUUCAACGCCGCCCAGAACAAAGCGUUUUGGGAAAAGAAUCAGCCUGACAACUGGCGGCACAAGAAUGGGCAGACUGAAGACUGUGUCCAAAUUCAGCAGAAGUGGAAUGACAUGACCUGUGACACCCCCUAUCAGUGGGUGUGCAAGAAGCCCAUGGGCCAGGGUGUGGCCUGAGGGCAGGCCAGAGCUGAGGGGCUGCUCCUGCCUGCCAAUACUGACCCUCCUCCUCCUCCUCAAUGCCUUCGGAGCCUCUGAGCUCUGCUUGUUCUCUAGGGCCUUCUGUUGGCCUUGUGGACUUCCUGCCUUGUUCUUUGAUUUAGCCCUUUCAAACAUGCUUACCUCGAGUGACCCAGUGACAUCAGUGGCUUCUCAAGGGAAGAGCCUUGCUGUGCCCCUGUAGCCUCAGCACCCAGCACAGGCCUGUCAGACAGCAGGUCCUCAAUAAAUACUCGCUGGAUC